AUGCCAUCGGCGUUCGGCAUCAUUGAUACGGAGGACCGCCGGGAUUUGGUCAGUAGUCAUGGUCAUGGCGGCUUGGGACCACUGGUCAGUUCAGCAGUCACCAGCAGCGGUACUUUCCCAUCCGCACCACGGCUCUCCCACACCCCUACAACGGACUUCCAGCCGCCAUAUUUCCCGCCUCCUUACAACCUGGGUCCCCAACAACCUGUUGACUUCCAUCAUGUGAACGCUGAUCCAUACCCACAUCUAAAUACUUUUCACCCCCAAGGCCCUCAUGGUCAACAACACUAUCAUCAACUUCACACUCCAGAUACCAGAAACGUCCUCAGGCCUCGUGAUGAUCUCCACAAUAUCCACCACCCGGGUUUACCCGGUUCCUAUGACUCCAGGAGACCUGAUUAUCCGGGAAUCCGGCGUCCGGACGUUCUCAUGCCCGGACCCACACAUAUUGGCAUUGACCAGGAUCCUUCCAUUAUCCAUGGUAUUCAUCACCCUACUUCACUACCAAAUCUAGAUGACGGAUCGCCGCAACAUGUGGAAGAUACCAACUCAUAUUUAUCUCCAGACCACAACGGCCUGAUCCGUACAGGUAUACGGCCGCGAAUCGAGCACCCUAAAGACAUCCUAAUCUCCGGUGUUUCCACAGCCCCCACUGACGUCUUCUGCUCAGUCCCGGGACGACUAUCCCUCCUCAGUUCCACCUCCAAAUAUAAGGUGACCGUAGCUGAAGUCCAGCGGCGUCUCUCCCCUCCCGAAUGUCUCAAUGCUUCCCUACUCGGUGGUGUCCUCAGACGAGCUAAGUCGAAAAAUGGUGGAAGAUCUCUUCGCGAGAAAUUGGAAAAGAUUGGCCUAAGUCUUCCGGCGGGAAGAAGGAAAGCGGCUAAUGUUACCUUGCUAACAUCUUUAGUUGAAGGCGAAGCCGUCCGUCUGGCAAGGGAUUAUGGGUAUCUCUGUGAGACGGAGUUUCCAGGCCGGCAAUGCGCCGAAUAUAACUGUCGGCAGUACACAGAGCCAAGUGAGAUCCAGAGCCGGAAGCAAAUGAUCUUGGCUUCAAAACAAAUGCUGAAGGAAUUGACGGAUCUCCUGAAUCAAGACCGUACCCCAUUAGGAAACACAAGACCUCAAAUGAUCCUAGAUCCCAGCAUCCAGAGACACUUGACUCACUUCAGCAUGAUAACUCAUGGAUUUGGCUCCCCUGCUGUAGUAGCCUCCUUGACUGCAGUUCAAAAUUACUUGAACGAAAUGCUCAAGUUUUUGGACAAAAACUAUCCGUCGUCCCAGAACUCACAGUUAUCCUCUGGUGGUCCAUUGGAGUCAUCUGGAAAAACUAAAUCGGAGAACAUGAAAGACGAAAACCGAAAGUGACGCCAUAUUA
Messenger RNA from Liolophura sinensis, 1375 nucleotides. Its product is annotated as transcription factor AP-2-epsilon-like. The record is from RefSeq and is a predicted model, not a curated record. The transcript is spliced from 9 exons. Gene Ontology annotation, biological process: regulation of transcription by RNA polymerase II; anatomical structure development; regulation of cell population proliferation. Gene Ontology annotation, cellular component: nucleus. NCBI's taxonomy places the organism in Eukaryota, Metazoa, Mollusca, Polyplacophora, Chitonida, Chitonidae. Bases 1 to 1365 code for a protein of 454 amino acids. Gene Ontology annotation, molecular function: RNA polymerase II transcription regulatory region sequence-specific DNA binding; DNA-binding transcription factor activity, RNA polymerase II-specific.